This is a messenger RNA of Labeo rohita (rohu), 6291 nucleotides long. RefSeq names its product progestin and adipoQ receptor family member VII, b (gene paqr7b). Bases 527 to 1591 code for a protein of 354 amino acids. Gene Ontology annotation, cellular component: plasma membrane. Gene Ontology annotation, biological process: response to steroid hormone. The transcript has 2 exons. Gene Ontology annotation, molecular function: steroid binding; nuclear steroid receptor activity. Lineage: Eukaryota; Metazoa; Chordata; Actinopteri; Cypriniformes; Cyprinidae. The record is from RefSeq and is a predicted model, not a curated record.
AAUCUGUGCUCUGUUAACUCUGAAUGUAGGGUAAAUUAGCUAUUGCACACAUAUGUGGCCAUAAUAUUUGUCUUGUGUAUAUAUAUACAUAUUUUGUUUGUGGUAAACCACCUCGUCUUUUAUUAAAGAGGUAAUGUAGGCGGUAUUAAUAAGAAGAGAGUAGCUUCGCGUUUCACAUCCCAUACAUUUUACAGGGUGUCACCAUCUUAAAGGAUGUUUCCUAUUGCCCAGUUACUCUGGACGAAGGCGGGGGCAAUGCUUUUCGGCUUUUCUGAUUGGACAGAUUACCUGCCCAUCAGGAAUCUUUAGAUUACGGCCAUCUGACAGCGGUACUGCAGGGAGCCGACAGGAGCCUCUCCCGCUCAACAAAUUUUCACGUAAUAUUUUUUCCCAUAAUGACAUUUUCUUUGUUUGAUUACGUUUCUUCAAGACGCCUAUGAAGACGCGGUUAAAUGCAGUUCACUGACUGAGGGGAUUAUCCUCUUAAAAGAUCUCACAAUAGACUGCCUCUUAAUUAAUCCUCACCAUGGCGACGGUUGUGAUGGAGCAGAUUGGGCGGCUGUUCAUCAACGCACAGCAGCUUCGCCAAAUCCCCCGUUUCCUGGAGUCAGCCUUCCCUAAACUGCCUUGCACUGUGAUGGUGAGCGAUGUGCCGUGGGUUUUCCGUGAGUCGCACAUAAUCACAGGCUACAGGCCGCCUGACCAGAACUGGCGCUACUACUUCCUCACCCUGUUCCAGAGGCAUAAUGAGUCUGUAAAUGUCUGGACACACCUGUUGGCGUCCCUCAUUAUCCUAGUCAAGUUUCAGGAGCUGUCCGAAACCGUGGACUUCCUGCGAGACCCACACGCCCAGCCGCUGUUCAUCCUGCUCCUAGCCGCAUUCACCUACUUAGGGUGCAGCGCUCUUGCCCAUUUGCUCUCGGCCAAGUCUGAGCUCUCCCACUACACCUUUUAUUUUUUGGACUACGUUGGCGUAGCCGUAUACCAGUAUGGCAGCGCCCUGGCCCAUUUCUAUUAUGUCAUAGCAGAAGAAUGGCACGCUCAAGUGCGAAGCUUUUUCUUGCCAGCUGCGGCCUUCCUGGCCUGGCUGUCCUGUACAGGCUGCUGCUACGGCAAGUACGCCAGCCCGAGUUUGCCCAAAUUCGUUCACAAGCUAUUCCAAGUGGUUCCCUCGGGCCUGGCCUACUGUUUAGAUAUCAGCCCAGUGUUCCAUCGCAUCUAUAAAUGCUACAGCUCCGAACAAGGCUGUGCCGACCAGGCGGUGGUGUACCACUGCUACCAGGUCGUCUUCUUUUUAAUCAGCGCCUACUUCUUCUCGUACCCCCAUCCUGAGCGCUGGUUCCCAGGACGUUGCGACUUCAUCGGGCAGGGCCAUCAGAUCUUCCACGUGUUCCUUGUGCUCUGCACUCUAGUUCAGAUCGAAGCCGUGCGACUGGAUUACAGCGAGAGGAAACCUCUCUAUGAAAGUCUCCAUGGAGACUUGGCUCAUGAUGCAGUGGCUCUUUUUAUCUUCACAGCGUGUUGCAGCGCACUCACUGCGUUCUAUGUGCGCAAACGGGUGAAGGCGUAUCUAGAAGAGAAGCAGGAGUAGAUGUCAUGGCAGGGAUCUUGCUUGCACAUGUAGGAAGGAUUGCACUGGUCUACAACAACUGAAGCAACUAAUCUUGUUAUUUUUUAGUGUAUCUUAUAUUUGUCGUUAAUGGUUUUAUGUGGCCUGCCAAUGCAUUUUGAACCAACUGCUUUCUGUUUACUAAACUGGUGACAUGCUUUAAAACCACAUUACUUAUGGAGAAUGGCUCUAAAACAACGGAUUGCCUGCUGAAAGGUGCUGAUCUGUUUGACGAGUGCCAUUACAACCUAUUAAACCUGGUUAAUGUGAGAUCUGUGAAGGAAUGUCAGCAUUUUUGCUGACAGGUUAGUUUGCAUACAGGAUAGACUGGAUCACUGGAAAUGUUCAUACGUGCAUUGUGCCUCUAAAUCCAACCUCAUUUUGGUGCAUUUUGCCGCUUUUAAAUACGUUAAUCAUAUGUCAUUUACACAUUUGCCAUGCAUACAGUUGAGGUCAAAAGUUUACACCCCUCUUUCAGAAUCAUUAUAAAUGUUCAUUAUUUUACCAAAAUAAGAUGUAUGUUAUUGUUUAUUUAGUACUGACCUGAAUAAGAUAUUUCACAUAAACAAUCUUUACAUAUAGUCCACUAGAGAAAAUAAUAGUUCAAAAGUUUACAUCCCCUUGAUCCACAGCUGUGUUUUUUUUGUUUAGCGAUAGUUGUUUAUGAGUCCCUUGUUUGUCCUGAACAGUUAAACUGCUUGCUGUUCUUCUUUUCUGUUGGUUUUCCAGCAUUUUUGUGUAUUUGAACCCUUUCCAUCAAUGAUUAUAUGAUUUUGAGAUCCAUCUUUUUACACUGAGGACAACUGAGGGACUCAGAGGGUUGAAAACUUUUGAACAGAAUGGAGAUGUGUAUAUUUUUCUUAUUUUGCCUAAAUAUUAUACGUUUUCAUUUAGUACUGCCCUUCAGAGGCUACAGAAGAUGCUUACAUGUUUCCCAGAAAACAAAAUAAGUUCAAUUUACCCUGAUCUUCAAAUCUGAAAAGUUUUCAUCCUGUGGAUCAUUCAGGUAACAACACAGUGUUAAGAAUCAAGAGUAUGUAAACUUUUGAAUAGGGUUAUUUUUAUAAAUUCAACUAUUAUUUUCUCUUGUGGACUGUGUAAACAUCUUUUAUGUGAUAUAUCUUAUUCAGGUCAGUACUAAAUAAGCUAUAACAUGCAUUUUGUACGAUCCCUCUUAUUUUGGUAAAAUAAUUAACAUUUUUCAUGAUUCCGAAAGGAGGAUGUAAACUUUUGACCUCAACUGUAUAUUGCAUUCAAUAUAUGUAGUACACUAAAUAUAUUUUUUCCUGUAUUGCCCAGGAAUCAAACCCAUGAUCUUGGUGUUGCUAGCACUGUGUGCUAUGGUUAGAACUACACAAUAAAAUAAAAUAUCAGUAACUUCCCAUUAGAUCAGUGCAGUUAGUGAAAUGUGAAGCUUGGAUGAACUCACAGGUCUUUUAAAUCAUGACGUUAUGACAUUAUUAUCAUGACAUGAAAUAAUGCAAAGAUCUUAAGGAAUACCUUACUAAGAGAUGACUGAUUAAUAAUCUUUUUUUUUAUGAAUCACAUCAAAUUCACCCCCUAUAGUGGUUUUUAGACAGCAGUUUUCUGUUUUGGCUACUAUUGCCUCAGUAAACCAAUGCAAAUUAGUGUCAAAUUGACUUCUGACUUGCCUUACAGUGUGUUUGACCAGUCCAGUGCCACGAUGAGGUUGGUUUAUAAUUGCCUGCGAAUUGCAAUCGAUUGGUUUUGCACUGUCAGUGCACACUUCCCUGUUUGAUAUGCAGCCUGUGAAGUUUGCUGAAAUACUGGGUGUUAUGAAAAGGACGGUAGGCAGGAUGUGAUGUCACUGGAUUGCAGUACAGUCAGAUCGAAGGACUUCAGAUGCAGAAAACACAAAAAUGAGAGCACUGGGUGUUCUGCUCAUCUUUAUGCUUCAGACUUAUUAGAAAGUUGCUCCGUGUCAGUAAAAACAUUCUUUGUUUGGAAAAAUUUAAAGGGACAGUUCAUUCAAAAAUCCAAAUCUGAAUGAUAUUUUGACGAAUGCUUCAACUGUUGCUUACACUAUGAAAGUCACCGGGGUUCAAAGUAACUUUUAAUCCCUCAUUUAAAUUUAAUCAAAAAAUAUUUUUGAUAAAUAAUGGCAGAAUGUUCAUUUUUGGGUGAACUAUCCCAGCCAAAGAGGCUUUUGAGAAACAAUGAAUUAUGUCCAUUACAGCUACGAUGUCUCCCGUUUGUCAUGAAGAUGCUCCUUUUUGUACACAAGGGCUAUAACUAUGGCCUUUACUCAUACCCUGAUACGAAUGCCUUUGUGUGUUCUGUGCAUACGUGGAUUUUUCUAUUAGCAGUUCAGCACUUUAUUUACAAGAACAGUCAGUAUCAAAAACUAAUCUGUGUUAAAUGUAUAUUCUAAUGUGCCUGACUACAUGCAUGCGUCCUUGUGUGAGUAUGCAUACAGGUGCUUGUCGUGAGUGUGUGUGCAUUUUUGAAUGUUUAUGUAUACCUGUGUGAGACGGCUACUGAUGAGAGUAUAUGAAGGCUCCGUCUUUAUAACCUGAACCUGUCUGGCCUUUUAAUGACCGUGAAAUGCAUCUAGCUCUUGUGUCAUGAAUUGUGUAGCUCCAUUCGUCUUUGCCCUUGUUCAUAAACCAACACAGAUCCAUCAGAGAGAAGGUGAAAGGAUGAUUUAUUUUCCCAUUGAAGUGAUUCAUAUUCUCUUGAGAUGAAUAUUGUGUCACUAGGCUGUUGCUGCAUUAACCAGAAGAGCGUCUGUGCGAUGUAGCGUGAAAGCUGCGCCCAGAAAUUGUUGCUGUGGUAUGAGCCGUUUUAGAAGUAGCAAAUAAGCAAAGUCAUGAUAAACGGUGACCAGCACUUAUUUUUGCAACCAGAAACACGUGGAGAAGGAAAACGGGCCGUUCACACAGAAUGCAUUUUUGCGUUUAAAAACACAAGAUGCUUGGUAAUGGAAUGGAAAAAAAUGCAAGGUCUAGAGAUGUUUUUUUUUUUUUAAGCUUAACCUCUUUUAGCACAGCAUUUUUAAAAUGCUGUGUUGUGCAAAAUGCAACAAAAGGCUCAAGUAAAAGACUCUCUUUUAACUUAAGCACUGCAAAAGACAGUUCAUGUACGAUGUUGCAGAAGAUGGGAAACGCAAGCAGAACGAUCAGAGAUGCCCAUCUAUCACAUUUAUAAAGAAAACCAGUGAAAAGCAAUAGUUACAGUGAAACACAAAACAUGUUUUUCAUUCAAAAUCAUGAGAUGCCAGACAAAUGGAAGUGAAAUGAAAAAAAAAAGAAAGGUCUAGAGACUUUUCAGAGACACUUAAAGGGAUAGUUCACUCAAAAAUGAAAUUUCUGUCAUUAAUCACUCACCCUCAUGUUGUUCCAAAACCGUAGGACCUUUGUUAAUCUUCAGAGCACAAAUUAAUAUAUUCUGGAUGAAAUCCAAGAGCUUUCUGACCCUGCAAUGGAACUACCACGGUCAAGCCUCGUAAAAGGUACUAAGGACAUAAUGUAUGUGACAUCAGUGGCUCAACCGUAAUUUUCUGAAGUUACAGGAAAACUUUUAUGUGUGUAGAAAACAAAAAUAACGACUUGAACGUCUUGAAUGUGGUAGUCGUGUUGCCGUCUAUGCAGGGUCAGAAAGCACUCGGAUUUAAUCAAAAAUGUGUUCAUUUGUGUUCCUAAGUUAAACAAAGAUCUUAUGAGUUUGUAAAGACAUGAGGGUGAGCAAAUGCUAGCCGUAGAGCAGUGGAAUGAAAAAGAGUAAGGUCUAGAGUGGCAUUUUUUAAAAGUCAAACUUAACUUGAGCGCUACAUUUUUAGAACGCAAGACGUGAGAUGUAGCAUAUAUUUACAAAAGAAAAACAGUGGAAAAACGCGUUCUAUGUGAACGGCCUUCCAGUUUUAACAGCACCAGCAGACAACAAUGAUGUCACAGAUUGAUGAUGUCAUCAAAGACUGGAACUGAUGAAGUGAUUGACAUGUUGUCAGUUGGCUCAUAAUGAUGAUUUACAAGGCAAAUAUAUCAGAAAAUGAUUGCACGGUGGGUGCUUUAUUUAAUUAAAGAUCGUAAUGAUACAAUUGCAUACUGUAGAUAUUAAAAGUAAACUAUUAACAAAAUAUGUUGUUUGUACUGAUGUACCACUGUUUAAGAAAUAAACGGACUGUUUGAAAUCACAGUACAGCGAACAGGGGAGCCUGCCAAGAGCUGAUGUCACUGAGAAAGACAACAGAUGAGGUCAUAUCCUGGCACCACCGGGAUUUGACCUACAGCCUCAAUUCCUCAAGUGGAAUUUUAAGGAACUCUAUAAAUGAUUUCUGCUAGACUGUGAACUGUCUGUUUCUCAAUUUCUGUGCUAAUCUACUCACCUCAAAGACAUUUACAGAAUCUCAAAAGACUUUUCUAUUUUAAACAUGACCAUGUUCAGAGUUUAACAAUUGUUUUCUUUUUUGUAUUGCACUUAAGAGGAAGGACUGCUCAGAAAGUUUCUUUGAGAACCUCUUGAUUUUCUUUCAGCACUUGAACUCUUUUUUUGACUGUACUCAACCACGAACCAUUGCACGGAGCUGAACUAACACUCAUGUUCUGCUGCAGCGCAGAACUGGAACAAUAAGACUGGUGAUAACCUAAACUAUACCGUUGUGUGUGGAAAUGACUGUGUUGAUGUACUAUGGUAUUUAAGUGAAUAAACAACUGUAAAUCCCA